CGUCUUAUUGCGCGCAUUAAGCGCCGCAGUUUUGGCGCAGAAAGGAGCGCAGCGCUCUCAGAGGACAUUGAGGACAAAAAGAAGCGGAUCCGCCUGUUUUCAACCAGAAUUCAGCUUCACUUCGGGUUUCCAGGGGAUUUAAAGCCGAUCGGAGCGAACGGAACCUCAGGCCGAGGCUCCUUGUCGGUCCCCCCACUCACGGAGCCUCCUCUGGGGCCUCCAGCUGCGCUCCAACCCGCCGCGCGCCUCACGUGUCCGGGACUGUCUUCCUCACAUGACCCGGGUGUUUGUCCCCGUGAUCAGGGCCUCCAUCUCCGUCCAUCUGAGCUGCUGAAGUUUCUUCCAUCCUGGGAAGGCUUGAUGGAGAUGCUGGAUCAGAGCCUGGAGGGCUCAGUGAGUCACGCUAAACAGGAAACAGCGGAGGUGGUGCAGCUGCAGGAAGGAGAAGCUGUGGGGACGGACGAGCAGUCUGCAGUCACCAUCACCAGCGUCCCUCAGGCUGCGUUCGCAGACCACGGCGUUCAGUACCAGUUUCGGACGGAGAACAAUGGCGGACAGCAGGUGACCUAUCGGGUCGUCCAGGUAACGGAGGAUCACCUGGAAGCGGCGGGGGAUGGUGCCGUCAGCGUCGUCUCCGCCGCUGCGUUUGCCGGAGCUCCUCAGGCUGUGGCUCAGGCCGUGAUCCAGAACUCCUUCAGUAACGGAGGCAGUCCGGCCGCCGAGGCCGUCGGAGGAGAAACCCGGUUCGCUUACUUCCCCGCCACGGCCGUCAGCGAUGGAACGGCGGUGUCGGUGCAGGGUCCGGACCCGGCGAUCUCCCAGGCAGGAGGCCAGUUUUACGUGAUGAUGAGUCCCUCUGAGGUUCUGCAGACGGCGAGUCCUCGGACCAUCGCACCCAGAACACACACCUACACCACGAAGGUGGAGGGCCCGCGGGCCCCCAGGGAUGAGAGGCGGAGAGCUCAGCACAACGAAGUUGAGAGAAGAAGAAGAGACAAGAUCAACAACUGGAUCGUCACGUUGUCGAAGCUGAUCCCAGACUGCAGCCAGGACACCAGAACCGGAGCGAGCAAAGGAGGCAUCCUGUCCAAAGCCUGCGACUACAUCCGAGAGCUCCGUCAGAACAACCAGCGGCUGCAGGAGAGCUACAAGGAGCUGGAGCGGGUGGAGAUGGACAACGAGCUGCUGAGGCAACAGAUCGAGGAGCUGAAGAACGAGAACGCUCUGCUCCGCGCUCAGCUGCAGCAGCACGGCGUGGAGGUGGGCGGGGACGAAACGCCUCAGUGAGCGCCUCGGACGCGGCGGCCCAGAGGCUUCCAUCAGGAGAACGGCGCACGGCUCCGACCUUCUGCUUUAAAAAAAAAAAGACCUAAAGGAACAACAAAAAAAACUCCUCCUCUUCCUCGCCUCCGUGUCCGACUGAUAAAUUGACCUUUUUAUGUGUGAAGCUAUUAAAUGUGAGAAAUGAC
Messenger RNA from Cyprinodon tularosa, 1469 nucleotides. It is a transcript of the gene usf2, whose product is annotated as upstream transcription factor 2, c-fos interacting. Bases 361 to 1287 code for a protein of 308 amino acids. The record is from RefSeq and is a predicted model, not a curated record. Gene Ontology annotation, molecular function: RNA polymerase II cis-regulatory region sequence-specific DNA binding; protein dimerization activity; DNA-binding transcription factor activity, RNA polymerase II-specific. Gene Ontology annotation, biological process: regulation of transcription by RNA polymerase II. NCBI's taxonomy places the organism in Eukaryota, Metazoa, Chordata, Actinopteri, Cyprinodontiformes, Cyprinodontidae. The transcript is spliced from 10 exons.